This is a messenger RNA of Spirometra erinaceieuropaei, 10063 nucleotides long. NCBI's taxonomy places the organism in Eukaryota, Metazoa, Platyhelminthes, Cestoda, Diphyllobothriidea, Diphyllobothriidae. The record is from the annotation of a GenBank genome assembly.
AUGGUACGUUAUUGGCUUAGCUAUUAUUCUGAUCUUUAUAUUUGCUAACAAGUAUUUGCCUUUACAGUCUUUGUCGUGUAUAAUCCACCCCAGAGUUCGAAAGUUAACAUGCAACAUGUUUAAGUUUAAUCCACUGCCUCCUACAAGUCUGUGGAAUAGUCCGCACCAGCUUCUCACACUGCGGCAGGGAACUCGUUUGACGCCGACUAAGGUCCGCCUCGCACCCCAAAAGUUCAGGCCAUAUUCACUAAAUAAACGUGACGACCUUUUCGUUCUUCACUGUAGCAGAGCCUCCGUUCUCAGCGACAUGCUCAAAAAUUCAUCGUGAAGAGCUGAUUAGAUCGUCUAUUUUGGAGGGGAAACAGUAGGACUUAUUUCGUGACAUUUUGACUGCGGGUCCCUAUGUCGUUAUCGGUGGGUGUGACAAAUAUACAAAACAAUCUUUCGAACGCGCCUAAAAAUCAAUUAUUACCUUUUGUUUGUGCUAAUGAGUUUGCCCUGCAUACGGUCAUCCCGUUUAAAUUGGCUGCCGUCCCCUCCGCUUGUCUCUGUGACCUUUGUUCUUUAAAUUCAAAUCGAUACGCCGACUGAUGCAUGGUUCAUGCGAAUGCGUUGCCGUGAGAAAUCCCAGGCCCUUCAUGAGCGAACAAAGGCCCGAAAUUCGAGUUCCGUCCAAGCGAAAUGUGUACCCAAUAUCUGGUGCAUGUGUGACUUCCUAGGAAAGGUGUUCUCACCACCUUGCCGCCGGUGGAUGUCCACGUGCUCAUGUAACGUAGAUUUUCCAUCAUGACCACUAUGUUACAUAGAAGCACAGCAUGACACUUUGCAGCCCACUUCCUUCUUACCGGAACAGCCGUCUCUGUCCGUAGGACGUAUAAGCUGGGUGUAUAAUUUAGUCGUUGGCUUGCACGUCACUUUUAUCUGGUACUUUCUCAAGUUCGGCCACUUUCCCUAUUAAAGGGAUGAGUACGUUAGUUUCUUCAUUUGGGCACCUGAUUGGAAUUACCUAUUAUUCUUUUGACUCGUUUUCUCAUCCACGGACGCAGGAAACUGCGCGAGUAUUCACUUAGAGAAAUUAGUAUUAAAAGAUUGUUUAAUUCUACUUGACCACUUUCAUUCUAAGACCAGGCAGUUUGUGCCCGAUUAAUCAGGUCGUUAGCAGGUUUCCAUUUCUUAGCGAGGAAGAGAGAGAGAGAGAGAGAGAGAGAGAGAGCAGAGGGUGAGGGUAGUUGAUCUCAGGAUGCAGGAUGAAUUCGACAUGAGUUUCUUUACGGUAAACUGGAAUGGGCAAUGUUUCAACGGUCUGUCCUUGUACGAUGACAUCUAGAUGUGGGAACUUUUCGUAAAUCUUCGUCCUGGAUAUAUGUUAAACCUCUGGUAAAGUUGCGCCAUUGGUAUACAGAUAGUAGAUGAUUUACCAUACCAACAUCACAGGCACAAGUUAAAAGCCAGGACACGCGUGUCUCGUCUAUCUUGUGCCGCUGCAUGGCGCAGCUGCGAGGAGUCUAGCUCAUCAAUGGGUCUCCCCAGCGUCCCCUAUGUGCCUUCUGGUACAUAAACUCCAGUUUCCAUCUUGUUUCCGUCUUGUUUAAUUUCUGUGGAGACAAAUGUGCGGACAUGGAGUAAAUCAGAAUGGAAUUGCUGACAAAGGCAAGGGAGACUAAAAUGGCCAUUUCUGCCUUGUUGGUUGUCAUUGGCCAUCCAUACCCAACCCUGAGGCUCGAACUCGCGACCUGUUAGUUGGAAGUUCAACGCGCUAGUCACUGGACCAGGAGGUCGUAGUCCUGUCGGUUUUGAUGGGGUAUAUUAACAAUGGUAAAGGGCACGCACCGAUCGCGUCACCUAAGUCACUCUUUCUAUUGUGCUUUGGGGGUCCUUCUCGAGCUCUGCCUUGAACCUCGCAGCGGUUCGUAAUGUAAGCGGGAUAGCACUACCGACAAACACUAGGAAGACUUGAAUGACCAUUUUUGGCCUGUAAGCCUCGUCCAUUAAUCUGCCUGUAUUACGCCCUGCUCUGCGGCUGCUGGUGGGGCUCGAGAGAGAAUAUGCCCCAAGGCACAACGGGAUGAGUGACUUCCAUAACCCGAUCAGUGCGCGCCCAUUUUUCAACUCUAAGAAUGAGCCUGAAAAACUUUGCUCCGAAGGACUUACUCGACGUUAGCGCAAUAAUUUUCCAGAAAGGCAAACAAAGCAGCAUGGAAACUGAAGUUUAUAUGCCGGAAAGCACGUGCGACACAUUUAUAAGCCGAACCCCUCGCAGCUGCAUCAUGCAGUGGCACAAGAUCAACGAAAAACGCGUGUCUGGGGUUUUAGCCAGUACCUGUGCCGUUAAUGUGGUAAGUCAUCCUGUAUUUGUAUACUACCGACUACCUGUUGGCAGCUUCUGAAUGCUGCGCGGUUAUUCCGCUGUAGCUGAUUGAUUUCGGGCGGAAUAUUCAUUUCGAAUUCUGGAUUGAGCCCGAAAAGUUUCAUCCCGAAGGAUUUAAUUCACGUUCGCGCACUAAUUUCCUCAAAAAUUAAAAAGUCAGCAUUGCGUCGGUAGUGUUGUGGAGGGUCCGCAGUGGUUCCGCUUUAUUGUUGGCAAGAAUGCUAUCCUUCAUGACACGAUUACAGCUUAGAGUUAGUAAAGAGCAGAGCUUUAACUUCUGAUUCGAACAGUGUGACCUCGUCAAGAAGGCCAGAGAAAGGUGAACUGACGGAGGCUGCCGUCGGUUUGUGAUAGUAUUCUGCGUUGAAUUAAAAGUUGGUUUAUGGACGUGGGUCUGGGAUUUCAAGCGGAACGCCUCCAGGAACAAGCAUGUCGCAGGAUUUAAGUCCUUACAUUCAUGAUUUCGGUGACAGACGCAAACAAAGAGACGGGGUUGAAGGAUACCAUUAUUUCAUCCGUCGCUACCCCUGGUCCUUUCAUUUCUGUUAGAAAUCAUCUCCAGAUUGAGGCUUUACGGCUCAUUAUGAGUAAAUGGAGUUCCUCAAAUACUCACUCGGAAAUCUUGUAGUUGGGUACACUGGUCAACGAUGCCAUCAGCCGUAGUAGGGCGCAACUUUUGUGGACCGUAGGAAGUCCACCGAUCUUCGUGAUUGCCAUAGGCGCAGGCACUAGAAAAUGAUUGCCUUUGAGACACUUGAAAAGUUUUCUGUUUUUCGCACCUUCUGUAUCUUCAGGGACUACCUAGAGAACCACUGUAGACAACCUUAUUUAUAGGCUGCCGGAUGGUCGUUUUUGUAAUUGAGGAUGGUCUUGUGAAGCUACUUUAGGCAUUGUAAAACAAUCCUGAGGACAGAUUAAGAGUUUGUGGGCAGUUGUUACGAGCCUGUGCAACUUCCGGUUCACCAAAAAGUCAUAAUUACCUCCUCUUUAUCUCUAAUUAUCUGCGUACAGUGAGUGACCGAUCUCAUGAAAUGUUGGCUGACAUUCUGAAACGCGUUUCCGAUUAGGAACAAUUACUUGGGUGCAGUUGUCAUGCUGAUUAUCUUGCGGCCUAAUUCUAUAAUAUUUCGGACUCGGCAGCAUGCCAGCUUUUGAAUGUACUGCUUUUCAAUCUUCUGCGGAAACCGUAUUUGGUAAAAAAAAUGACUACAUAAGUUACAGGCAUUUUCCCUCAUUAAUUUUCGAUGGUCUUGCAAAUUCAAAUAUAUUUUGUAAAAACCACCAGCAAAAAUAGGUUUUCUUUCAGUCGUUUGAUAGAGAAUCACGUCAACUUUAUAUUUUAUGCUUUGAGGUAUAUAAUUACUUAUACUCCUCCAAGUAUAAAAUAUAAAGUUGACGUAAUUCUCAAACGACUGAAAGAAAACCUAUUUUUGCUCGUGGUUUCUACAAGAUAUAUUUGAAUUUGCAAGACCAUCGAAAAUUAAUGGGGGAAAAUGCAUGUUACUUAUGUAGUCAUUUUUUCUACCAAAUACGGUUUCUGCAGAAAACUGAGAAGCAGUACAUUCAAAAGCUGGCAUCCUGUCGAGUCCGAAAUAUUAUAGAAUUAGGCCACACGAUAAUCAGUAAUACAACUGCACCCAAGUUAUUGUUCCUAAUCGGAAACGCGUUUCAGAAUGUCAGCCAACAUUUCAUGAGAUCGGUUACUCACUGUGGCUGUAAAUUCUUCAGGACUGAUUGGACGCUCGGCCGUACUUAUUCAGACUGCUUGUAGACUAUGUGGGACUGCACAGCCACAGCUUCCUCUCACCGUGACGCAAGAUCCUUCAUUAGAACGCAAUGGAUCUCGGGGAAUCCUUUGGUUAAAGUUCACUUCCGACAAUCUUCAUUGGUGUAAUAGGGUCAUACCAUGUUUCCUAUCAUUCAGUCAUGGUGAUGCGAAAACGAGCAGUGAUAUAGCGUCGACAUGAAGCCCACUUAACAGCCAAGGUUGGGCUUUGCAACUAAGGGCUAAAUAAUUGAAAACUGUUUCUUAAAUAAAUAGUGAACGUGAGCGACAACGCCGAAUAGUAGUUGGGACCUUAUGACAAUAUGGAAUUCAAAAUCAACGACAGCAACGUCGGAAACAGGGCAAAGAGCAGGUGACGUUUUGAAAUCAGGGAGAGUUUCUUGUCUCGACUCAGACGCAACUUCAUGAGGGACCAGACAGCGUAGCUGACCGGUGUCAUGCUGACAUAAGCCCCUGCCUAAAUUCCAUCUUAUCAACUACUUUUCUAUUUCUCGUUUUAGUCCCAGUAUGUCAAUUGUAAGAUGAAUAAAGCCCAGUUAUAGAGUAUUCUCGUUCUCACUCUUGUAUCCAUAUUUGUUCGUCCACUCCAUCUCGUGUGCUUGCUACGGUCCUAGCUACAACAACCGGCGCACAGCAAAUAGCGAAACUCAUAAAACGUUCACUGAAGUUCUAAAAUGUGAUUCCCGUUAAAAGGGAUUACUUGGAUGCGGUUGUAAUAUUGAUUAUUAUGCAGCAUGCUUCUAAGAUAUUCCCGUCGUGCCAAAAUGUCAGAUUUUGAAAGCACGCCAUUCCGGCCACGCGGUUAAAAAUAACUAUAGUGUUAUUUUCCGUUGGUUUUCGACACUUUUAUGGAUCGAAGCACAGAUUUUAGAAAGCAGGCUUGAGAAGUCUUUUUCUAUACUCAUUUUGUAGCUAAUUGUAUUUUAAACUUUUCCUCUCAGAAAACUUGUAGCUUUCAGUUUCCUAAAAGGUUAAUGAUUCGGAGAUUUUUAAGACUGUGAAAUGCCCGUCCAUUAAUGCCCUUAUGAAUCAUGCAACAUGGUGCAUAUCAGCGGCAACAUUUUAUGAACGCCAGAUGACACCUUGAUAGCACAAGGAGUGUAUGCUUUUUCUUAAACGGCAGGUGUACAGCUGGUAGUGCACCGGCAGAUAAAUUAUCCGGAAUUUGGAAAACUUUUUAAAAGAACUAAAGGGUGCAAUUUGUCCGGGUAGAAGAUUUGAGUAAAACGUCAUUCGCUACAAAAUGCGUAUAAGGAUGCUUUUGCGCAUGCCUUCUAUAAAACAUGUUCGCGUUUACAAGGGCAUCAAAACCCAGUGAGAAAAAAUCACAUUACUUACGCAGUUAUAUUUGGCGAAUGGGAUUCCUGCAGGCGGCUGGAAGAACAUGCAUUCAAAAGCCGGGUACCCUGACGUGACCGAAAUACCUCGGAAAUACGUCGCAUAACAAUUGCCGUUACAAUUCCACCCAAGUGAUCAUUUCUAACGGAGAUUAAAUUGCAGAGCUGUAGUUAGUUAACGAGGUACGUCACUUACUGUUUUCUCAUUACAACUAAAGAGUCUGAAAUUUCUCAUUAUUUUUCAUUUCGAGUUUUAACUGUCCACAGUUGCUCGUCCCUGGAGGUCUUUGUCAUAUGGUACGUGUGUGAGCCGAAUGUCCCACGCAAAAAAUGUUUCCUUCAACGGAAAUCUGUUCAGGCCAAAAUAUCAUCUCUGUCUGACGACAGCAGUAGGCUAAGAGGAGUCGUCCGCUCCCCUCCCCCACUUUAGCGGAAUGUAUGCAUAGCUCCUGUCGCCAUCUGCGAGUGGCAUGGGUAGGAACCUCGGCCGCAGUCUACACGGAGAUGGUUUUCCAGCGGGCUGUGCAGAAGUGUUUUUUUUCGGGGAUUUCAUGUCAAAUUCAGCGGUUUGCCUCGUCCUGUGAUUUUUCUACUUUCCGAGCCGUAAGACCGGCGGUGAUGCAUUUCCAUAAUCUACGUAGAAACUGUCCCUGCUAAUUUCUUAACUGGCCAAUUCGUUAACCGUCCUUGCCCUGACUGCCUAUUCUUCAUUUCUUUUGCAGUCGAACGCCUCGCUUUCCGGUCGCGUAGAAUGCGGGCCGACCGAAAGGUUUUGUGAAGUCUGUUGCACUACGGUGCAGGUCGCGAAUUGGGCGAUGCAUGUCGAGGGGAGGACACACAACCGUAGACUGUCGUCCGGCGCGGUUUCAUUGUCCUUACAGUCUGGGCCCCGGGAUGACGGCUUAUUAGUAAGUGCGCAUCUUCCCAUCAUUCCUCGCUCUCGUAGGGUGGUGAUACCUCAUGUACAGUGAGUGACCGAUCUCAAAAUGUUGGCGGAGGUUCUGAAAUGCGCUUUCGAUUAGGAAGGAUUACUUGGUCGCGGUUGUAAUACUGAUUAUCUUGCGGCAUAAUCUUAUAACCUUUCGGACUCGGCAGGAUGUCAGUUUUUGAAUACACCGCUUUUCAAUCUCCUGUAGAAACCAUACUCGGUAAGGAAUGACUACUUAAGUAGCAUGCAUUUUUCCCACUGAUUUUCGAUCGUUUUGCAAAUUCAACUGUAUCUUACAGAAACCACAGACGAAAAUAUGUUUUAUUUCAGUCAAUUAAUAGAGAAUCACGUCUUCUUUAUAGUUUAUACUCAAGGCAGGAGUAUAAUGUGGUUUUAAAAAAGUUUUCUAAUUGCCGAAUAAUUUGGAGCCUGAUCAUUCUUUGCACUAGCUUUUAAUGAUUUCAGUCUACGAGGUGCAUGCGUUCCGCGUGAAAAAAUAACAUAUUUUUAUAUGUCAUUAAAAAGAUACCAUACAGAUUCUAUAGAAUUUUGGAACGGAUGCGGACUAUGUUGUACAUUUCAUAAGGAGCUGUGGUAAUCCGCGAGGUACGAUGCUAUGUGAAUGACAUUGCGAGGUCUUAAAAAAUCCAUAAUUAGAAACUUUAAAACCUAAUUAUACUCCUUCCUUGAGUAUAAAAUAUAAAGAAGACGUGAUUCUCUAUUAAUUGACCGAAAGAAAGCAUAUUUUUAUUUGUAGUUUCUAUAAGAUAUAUUUGAAUUUGCAGAGCCAUCGAAAAUCAAUGGGAAAAUGCAUGCUACUUAAGUAGUCAUUUCUUGCCGAGUAUGGUUUCCACAGGAGAUUGAAAAGCGGUGUAUUCAAAAGCUGACAUCCUGCCGAGUCCCAAAUGUUGUAAGAUUAUGCUACAAGGAAGUCAGCUUUACAACCGCGAUCAAGUAAUCCUUCCUAAUCGAAAGCGCAUUUCAGAAUUUCAGCCAGCACUUAAUGAGAUCGGUCACUCCCGUACGCAUCACUUGCCGUCAGACUACCCCCAACGCGGGUCUUGUCCUUUCUUAAGUUGUAGGGGUCUGGUCCUUCCUAUUAACAUAAAGUCUGCCUUCUAUAGCGCGUUUGACUCCCUUUGUUCGUCCUUUGGUCAUGAUGAUGUUUUACUGGAAAAAAAUAUAGGAGGCUCUGCAGGUCUCUUUUAUAGCACUUAAAAUACCUGAAAGGAGUUUCGGGUCUGCCAAUAACAAUAAAUUAUCAAACUUGCCUACAGUACCGAAGACAAGAAAACUCACCUUAUCCUAUGCCACCAACAGUUUUUUUGACUUUCCGUCUAGGCGUUUUCCGAUUGCCGAGGAUCGCUCUGGUAAAGACUGUUAUUUAAAUCCCUUGUGCCGUUUGUCAGACGAAAAAGUUUGGGAAAUGCGUCUUUGCCAUAGUCACGUUCUAACAUAAAGGUCUGAGGUAGAGGUGAGCCCACCGAUCGUUACCACGGAACUCACUUGUCCCGUUGUACCUUACGGGCUCUCUCUCGAGCCUAACUGGCAGUCGUACAGCGGCGCAUGAUAUAGGCAGGAUGGUAUUGGUAGUGUUGGUAGUCUAACAGGCGUGGAAAUGACCAUUAUUGUUUCUGCUACUACUAAUAAUUAGUACGACUGCAGUUACUUCUAUCACAACUGCCACCACCUCUACCAGCAGGGAGCAGAUCAGGAGCUGCAGUUCCCACUCCGCCGAUAACGUCAUGAGGCGCGGAUUUUUUUGAGUUCUUUUUUCCUUCGGGCUCUAGUUAGAUGACCAGAAACAGUUGUAGUCUGUUGUCAGCUUAUUCCUGUCAGGCCAGGGCCUUACCAUACCAUUAAGCUUAUGAAACCCAUCCGGAAUAGCUCUUUUACUUGUAGUCAUUUUAAAUAUCAAGAUCAUAUUUUAGCGGUUUAGGUCUUUGAAAAAUAGGACUUUCAGCAGACAGACAGAAAGAAUGGCAGGCAACCUUAUUGCCUCAACCUUUGGGUGUAAACGAGCUUUUCGAAGCCCGAAUCCUUCAGCGUAUUUUCUAGCUGUAGCUUCUUGGUCGUCCCGCCAACGAAAAAAAGUCUACCAUAGACUAUUCUAAAAUUACGGACACAGGAGGUUCAUCUUCAGGAACUGACAUAACUCGUGAACUGGGCGUAAAUUUAUGAGUUAGUCAACAGGAAACCUACCCAAAUGCACUGACCAAGAAACCGAUAACGUAUAACCUACAAUUAAAUGAAAAGACAAAAGAGGUACUUAAAGUACAGUUCUAUUGAGAAAACCGGAAACGCUGGAAGCGCUAAAAUUUGCGGCAAACGAGUCAGCUUAAUUUGCUGAAAUGCAAAAAAACUGUCCAUGCAAACAAGUAAGCAAACAGUACUUGGUAACCCUAAGAGUAAAUAUACUCCAAGAAUGAGUGUAGCAUGUAGCGUACCAACUAGUUAAUUGUCAAAUGUUUGCAUGUGUGUUCCAAAAUGGUUCUGCGAUAAUUCGGUGUGAUGUUUUUCUCAUUUUGCCUUAUUCGAGAUGCAGUGAGCCAUAGCGAAAAGGACUUCGCUUUAAUUCGCGGAUGGGGACGUUACUGGAAUAAUUUCAUAAGGUCGCAUGGCGGGAGGCUAAUCAGUACUUACUUGUACUUGAUACGGCUGCGAUCAUGCCUAAGCUAGCCGGCCUCGAUGAUGUUCCGAACUGUACCUCUCCACGCGUGACGAUCCGCGGCAGCAGCUCUGGACAGCUCAACCCAUUCCCUUCGCUAAUGACGUAGACCGAAUACCGAGGGUCCAAGAACCGCUUCCAUGUCUUGACGAACUGUGUCGAGUCAGGUUUUGAGCUGACCCCUCUACGACGCCUCCCGUGGGGCAACGGCGCCGUAUCGAGGGCAGUAACACUGAGCUCCUGAGGUGGACGACGAGAUUGUCUCAUUUUAGAUGAAGUCGGUGAACUUCACUCGAAGGAUGGUUCUCAAGCAGUGGUGAUCAAAUAUCUCCACGCGCACAGUCCAGCAUUUACAACCAUAGAGAAGGACAGACCGGACAGAUGCACUGUACACGCAAAUCUUAGUGCCGGAGAAGAAGUCGCGUCGGAUCCAAUGGCAUUUCCUAAGGCCUGAGAAAAUCCGGCGGGCAGCAUCAGUUCGGAAGACAAUGUCAUCCUAACUAUGGCCGUUCGGCAGCAGCCUCGCCCCGAGGUAUUUAAAACUGUCUACUUCUUCAAAUUGACAGUCAUCAAUCCUGAGAGUCCCCUCCUCCCGUCCAGGGAUGCAGCUUGAAAACACUUUAGUCUUCCAAGCGUUUAUGGAUAAACCGACCGAUUUAACGACCUCGUUCACCCGUGACACCAUAGGCUGCAGAUCAAUAAAACUUGAGGCAAAUAAGGCAAAAUCUGCGGCAUAGCCGAGAUCAGUCAGUCGGUGUCCGAAUGCAAACUCUAGACCGUCAACUUCAUGUAGAGCCUUCCCGAGAAUCCAGUCAAUAGCGUACUUGAAGAGAUUGGGCGACAGGAUACAACCCUGUCGAACGCCAGACCGAAUACCCAACGGUUGGGGAAGAUUGUUAGGGACCAGGACUCGUGUGGUGGUGGAGCGAUAACAGGCCUUAAUCACGACGAUGAUUUUUGGCGGUACACCAUCUAA